AUGAAGUUCUGGGCUGUGGCACUCACGGCCGUGGCUGCCACCUCUUCGGUCAAGGCUGCCGGCCUCCUCUCCGUCCUCAACGGCCUCAAUGACUGUCUGCAGUACUGUCUCAUUGACGCCGCCGCGAAGACCAAGUGCUCCAGCAUUGACGACCUGAGCUGUAUCUGUGGCAGUGCCUUCCAGAGCAACGCCGCCGUCUGUCUCACCUCGUACAAGAGCUGCAAGCCCAACGACCUCACGGAUGCUCUCAAGCUGCAGGCCGACCAGUGCAAGGCCCUCUCUACCUGGUCCCCGACCCCGAACCCGCCCUUCCCCCAGCAGACCGGUACCCGCCCCCCUCUCCCUCCUGUUCCCGGACUUUCGAAGUGUGCUUCCGACUGUCUCAACGAGAACGGCAUCAAGUGGAACUGCAAGGACGCCAACGAUGUUGCCUGCGUCUGCACCGACCCCUUCAUGAACACUGUCACUCCUUGUAUUCUUGGCUGUGGUGUCGAGGACACCAGCCCCUCCGAGGUCCCGACUUCGUCCGCCUCGCCGUCUGAGGUUCCUACCUCGUCCGCCACCCCCUCUGAGGUGCCCACCUCCUCUGCUUCUCCCUCCGAGGUCCCUACCUCGUCGGUUUCCCCUUCGGAGGUUCCCACCUCCUCUGCCAGCCCCUCUGAGGUCCCGACUUCGUCGGCCACGCCUUCUGAGGUCCCUACCUCCUCGGCCACCCCCACUACGUCCGACAAGCCCAGCGAGGUUCCCACCUCGUCGGGUACUCCUACUUCGUCCAACGUCCCUACCUCGUCGGCUUCUCAGUCGGCCACCCCCACCUCUGGCGGUCCUCCCGGCCCCACCUCGUCGGCCGCUCCCCCCCUCGACCUGUCCAAGCUCUCUCCCUGCGCUCUGGGCUGCAUCGUCAACGUCCUGACCGAGAAGGGCUGCAAGGGCCCUGCUGACACUGAGUGUCUCUGCCAGGCCAGCUUCACCAACGCUGCCGCCACCUGCCUGAUGGCCAAGUGCACGAACGACGACAUCCGUGCCGCGCUCGACCUGCAGAACGGCCUGUGCCCGAACAUGGGUCUUCCCAACCUCAAGCCCCUUGACGACUGCACUCUUACCUGCGUCCUGAAGACGCUGAAGAAGGCUGGCUGCUCCGGCCCCCUGGACAAGGACUGCCUCUGCCGCCUCUCCUUCACUGUCACGGCUGGUCUCUGCCUGGCCAAGGAUUGCGCGUUCGACGGCAUCGGCCAGGCCCUCGAGCUCAACAUUGACAUCUGCCGCGGCUCCGACUACUCGACCGACAAGUGCCAGGCCACGGGCAUCUGGCGCAUCACCGACCCGCGCUGUUGGUUCCGCAAGGCUGCCACUUACGACGUCAAGCAGGAGAUCAGCAACGAUCUCGGCCUCGUCCGCCGCGGCCCCGUCGCGGCGCAGUACGCCCGUCUCCUCGAGGCGAACCAGUAG
Messenger RNA from Trichosporon asahii var. asahii CBS 2479, 1449 nucleotides. RefSeq lists its product as uncharacterized. The record is from RefSeq and is a predicted model, not a curated record. NCBI's taxonomy places the organism in Eukaryota, Fungi, Basidiomycota, Tremellomycetes, Trichosporonales, Trichosporonaceae. The transcript is spliced from 2 exons. The coding region runs from base 1 to 1449 and encodes 482 amino acids.